Messenger RNA from Amphibalanus amphitrite, 5290 nucleotides. Its product is annotated as transient receptor potential cation channel subfamily A member 1 homolog. The record is from RefSeq and is a predicted model, not a curated record. The transcript is spliced from 23 exons. Gene Ontology annotation, biological process: transmembrane transport; monoatomic ion transport. Bases 457 to 4389 code for a protein of 1310 amino acids. Gene Ontology annotation, cellular component: membrane. Gene Ontology annotation, molecular function: monoatomic ion channel activity; protein binding. Lineage: Eukaryota; Metazoa; Arthropoda; Thecostraca; Balanomorpha; Balanidae.
ACUGCGCUCUCUCUCACGGAAAUAGCCCGUCCUCGCCGGACCGGUCGGACCGCGUGUUUACGUCUGUGGCGAGGUCAGCGCUCAUCUCUGCGUGCGCCGUCUACGACGGAAACUGCAGAGUGAAGUGCAUCCAGACUGGGACUGUGACCACAUCCACCAAAGCCGUGUCGGAAUUGAGGCCGCACUCUACGCUUCAGUUCAGUGCGACCGCCCGACGUUCUUCCAGAGCGUAUCUCAGCCUCAGUGUAGUGUGGUCACGGGUGUUGACGAGCCUGCCACAGUGUCAGUGUCAGUGUCAGUGUGUCGUUGGACCGACACGCACGUGCCGGCGGCGUCGCGAUCGAUCCGUCGGCGCCCUGUGAGCCGCGGGAGGCGUGGAUGGGCGUGCGUGAGUCAGUGUUCCUGAGAAGCGGCUGAGAGGAGGGUCGGCCGGCCGGACGGGACACGCCCCCGGCCAUGUCGGACAACGAGCGGUCAGCAUCGGCGGCCGCUGUCGUGAGCGAUGCCGGCUCGGCGGACGGCACCGACGCCGAGCCGGCCCCCGAUCCGGGCACCCCCGGCUCCGGCGACUCCAUCGACACCAACAUGGUGCCGCCCUACGAGAGAAACACAGACAUGACCGACGAGGAGCUCAAGCAGGCGCGCUCCAGCAGGUCGGCCGUGCGAUGGAGGUCUCUGGAGGCACUGGACGAUGACCGGGCGGCAGCGGCGGCGGUGCCCCUGCUGGGCCCUCGCCGGUUCUCGAUGGAAGAUGCGGAGCACCUGGGCCGCGGCUCGGCGGAGACCAGCUUCAUCCAGAGCCUGGCGGCGCUGUUCGGGGCGUCACAGCCCCGAAACUCCCUCGAAAGGAGCUGCAGCGUGGUGACCGGCCUCAGUCAGGCCAUGGCCGACUUUGACCCCUUCAGGAACCACCAACUGGACUUGAGAAAGGGCCUUCAUCAGGUGGCGCGGGAGGGCGACUCAGAGGCGAUGCGGCUGCUGCUGGACUCGCUGUUGAACCAGCCGCAGCGGCUGCAGCGCCGGUUGAACCAGCUCGACUCGGAGAGACUCUCGCCGCUGCACUACGCCGCGCGCUACAACCGACUCGAGACGGUCCGGCUGCUCAUCAAGUACGGAGCGCGCACCAACAUCCGCGGGGAGGACGGCCUCACGCCGCUCCACUACGCCGCCAGGUACCGUCGCCAGCUGCCAGUCGCCCAGGCGCCCGUCGAAGAACGGUUCUCCACAGCGACAGUGACGCCGCCGACUCCGCCCCCCGAGCAGGAGGAAACGGUCAUCGACGUCCUGGUGGAUAACGGCGCCGACGUCAACGCCAAGGACGUCUACGGACUGACGUCGCUUCACUACGCUGCCAUGCGCGGCAACGACCAAGCCGCGCAGCAGUUGCUGCAGUGCUCCAACGUGAACCCUGAGGCCAAGGACAACCAGCAGAUGACGCCGCUGCACAUGGCGGCCACCUACGGCUACCCGACGGUGACGGCGCUGCUGCUGAAGCUGGACGUGCCGUUGCGCUGUGUGGACGAGGAGCAACAGACGCCGCUGCACAGCGCCGCCAAGGGCGGACACUGCCGCAUCGUCAGCAUGCUCAUCAUGGCCGCCCGAGAGAGGUCGGGAGCGACGGUGGUCAAACAGAUGCUGGCUGACCGUGACCAGCGUCAGAACUCGGCUCUCCACCUGGCGGUGGAAAGCGGCAGUCUGUCCACCGUGGAACUGCUGGUGGAGACCGGCGCCGCCGAUGUGAAUGUCGUGAACGACACGGGUGACUCGCCCCUGCACGGAGCUGUGGUCGGCGGGCAGCUGGACAUCGUCAAAAUGCUCGUCCGGCACCACGCCGCCAUCAACAUGCAGAACUUCCAGCAUCAGACUCCGUUGCACCGAGCGGCAAUGUACAACCACAUCGACAUCAUCGAGUACCUCCUGAGCAGACGAGCGAACAUUGAGCGGCUGGACACGGACAAUUUCACGCCGCUGCUGCUGGCGGCUUCGGCGGGUCAUGCGCGAGCUGUCGAAACCCUGCUGCGGCACGGGGCGGACAUUAGUGCCACCGACAAGUACGACAUGACGGCCAUCAGCUGGUGCGCCAAAGAGAACAACGUUGGAGCGCUGGAGGUUCUAUUGCGUCACUGUCAAGCACCAGCACUAGUCGACUUCAGUGACAAGUACGACAACUCGCCACUCCACUUGGCAUGCCGCGAGGGCUAUCUGGCCAUCGCACGUGCACUGCUCGACGCCGGCAGUCGGAUUGAUAACAAGAAUGAGGACGAGCAGACACCGCUGCAUGUGGCUGCUAAAUACGGCCGGACGGCUGUGGUGAAGGAGCUGCUGCACCGGGACAACCUCAUCAUCACGGAUCAGGACGAACAGCAGAACACCGCCCUGCACGUGGCCGCCCUCGAGGGACACCAGCUGGUGGUGGAGGCACUCAUCGAGGCAGGUGCCGCCGUGGUGGCCCGAAACGUGCAUCUCUGGACACCACUCGACUGUGCCUCAGCCAAGGGCUGGAAGAACACGGUUAAGAUCUUGUUGGCCAACGACUCCCCUGUGGACCCGGUGGACAAGUCCAAGACGACGCCGCUCCACCUGGCGGCCAGGGAGGGUCACCGCUCCGUGGUAAAGGUGCUCCUGGAGGCCGGCGCCCUGCUCAGCGCGCGAGACGGCAACGGAAAGGGCGCCCUCGAGCUGGCCAUUCUCAACGGCCACAGAGACGUUGUGUCGACAAUUCUGCAAUCAGACCAGUGGCGUGACGCGCUUAAUAACGUGACGCAGUCGGCGCGUAACGUGCGCGUCACACCGAUCCGUCUGCUGAUCAAAAAGUACCCCGACCUGGCCGAAGAGGUGUUCAACAUGUGCACCAAAACCAAUGGCUUGGAGCUGAAUGACAAGAACCUGGCGGUGACGUUUGACUUUGAGUUCGUGGACGACACCUACUCCUCCGUGCAGCCGCCGGAGGACGAUACAGAGCUCAACGUCCGGGAUGAUACCUCGAAUGGCGCAGGUGACGCGCUCUACCACUACUCCUGCUACGCUGACGACGGCACGGUCAAGGACUCGGCUCACCCCUACACCAUGGACUCGACGGUCAGAAAGAACAACCACCCGCUGAUGAUCAUGGUCCGCGCCAAACGGGUGGCGCUGCUCGGCCACCCGCUGUGUCUGACGCUGUUGCACUUCAAGUGGCACCGGCUGGCGCGCUAUCUCUACUACGUCAACCUGCUGCUCUACAUCACCUUCCUGACCUUCCUCACCGGCUACCUCAUCUCCACGCCGCCGCCGAACGCCUACACCGACAAAAUAGCGACAGCCGCCGACGCGAUGUUGGACUCUGCUGUCCCCGAGGCGCCCCCGAACAAGACCUUCGUGGCCUGUCCCGAGAUCCGCGCCUGGCUUCACGAGGAGCAGAACCUGUUCGCCAGCGUGGGCCGCUACGUGAUCACGGUGCUGGCCUGUCUGCAGCUGCUCAAGGAGCUGGGCCAGGUGUUCCAGGCUCGUCUUCACUAUUUCGGCUGGAACAACACUCUGGAGUGGACGUGCUACGUGUGCGCCCUGCUGCUGGUCUGGGACUUUGACGACUGCUCGCGGGACACCGGCGUAAGGCAGCUGUGGCAGUGGAACGUCGGCGCGGCGGCCGUAUUUCUCGGCUGGAUGAACCUGCUGCUCUUCAUCCGCAAGUUCCCGGUGUUCGGCAUCUACGUUGUCAUGUUCACUGACGUCCUCUCCACGUUCAGCAAGUUCUCCGUCGUCUUCUUCCUCUUCAUCACGGCCUUCGCCAUCAGUUUCUUUGUCCUGCUUCAGAAUCAGGCGGAGUUUUCGUCUGUGGGAAAGUCGCUGCUGAAGACGGCGGUGAUGAUGAUUGGCGAGUUCGACUACAGCAACAUCUUCUUCGACGACUCGCAGACGGUGCCGUUCCCGGAGGUCACCUACACGCUGUUCGUCGCCUUCCUCAUCCUCAUGUCAAUCAUCAUCAUGAACUUGCUGGUGGGUCUAGCUGUCGACGACAUCAAGGCCGUCCAGGAGCAGGCGUCGCUGAAGCGGCUGGCGAUGACGGUGCAGCUGGUCCUAGACGUCGAGUCCAUCCUACCCGACUUCAUCCUUCGGAAGCUCACCGUACGCACAAUGACCAUCUACCCCAACCAGCGCAAGAAGAACUUCAUCGCCAAACUGUGGCGCGGCGACUUUGCCAUGAAGGAGGUGGCCGAGAAGAUGAUGGCCGACGCCGAGAAGGUUGGCGCUGACCUGGCUCAGGAGACCACCCUGCACCAGCUGCAGAGUCUGAAGACGGAGGUGCGCCUGCUGGCCGACCAGCUGCAGACCAUCCGCGCCAUGACUGAGGCGCUCAUCAGGAAGAACGACAUUGACUGGGAGGCCGAGGACCGCUAUCAGUUCAACUGAACUGCCGAGAGUCGUUAGGAAGUUCAACUGAACUACCGAGAGCCGUUGUAAGUUCAGCCGGACUGCCGAGAGCUGCUACCAAUUCGACUGAACUGUUGAGGACUAGGUGCACUGGUAAAUUUCAAAUGGAUUACAAAGGUCAGGACAACCUCAUCUUCAAGACGUUCACGAAGCAACCAUACCAGGACAGCUCCCGUGGAGGCUGUUUAGUUCCUUUCCGCACCCGGUAAUCGGUUUGUUCCAUCCAGUACCAUUUUCCGCUUUAUUCAAUCACGUAUACUAUGCGGAUCAAAUAGGUGUUAAUUUAUAGAUAGCUGGAUAUUAAUUUCUAGAUAACAUUUGUAUCUGACUGCACACUACAUAUAAUGCAGUAAUCUAGUAUUGGACCAACUUCUGAUGUCACAUGUCAUGGUUUGAGACCUUUUAAAAAAAGCCUCAAACCAUGCCAAACCACCUUCUUGCGGUGCAAAAAAUCUCGAAAAGAAACCAUCUACCUUACACAGUAUUUGAUUAGAACUGAAUGGCUCCAGAACGCCAAUUAUUAGGUUUCUAGGGAGAGUAGCCGCUUUUCGGCUGCGAUGCGUUGUGCUGUUGUUUGUAGUGCCAGACUCGUGCUGCCUUCGUGCUGUUUGUGGGUUGACCUGGCUGGCUGGUGCCUGGUGAGGGUACUGCGCUGGUUCGCCGCGGCCAGUGAGAAGAGGCCUCGACUGUGCGGGCUCCGUGAUACGUUGUGUGAAGCGCCUUCCCAGUUUCACUGUUUUCUGCGCACAAUGUAGCUCUGCGAAGCCAGUAGGUUGAGAAAUGAAUAGUAGAUAGCUCCAGCAGUGCAUUUUGCGCAUUUGUAUACUUGCACAUUUGUUCGGUGCCAGUGGUCGUGAGAUUCGCUUUUGAACGAUCAGUG